AAUUUAGCAACAUGUCAACAUGUGCAAUGCCAAUAUUUAAGAAAGAGGCGCAGACUUCCCGAACGCUAUAUUGUAUAAACAUAUAUGACACAUCUUUGUUAUUUAAUCGAUUGCUAUUAAUAUAUAAUUAGAAUAAUAAUUGGCAUAGUCUACAAGUUAUUAUUGCACGACCUGAAUUGUAAUAUAUUUAUUAUUGUCACGCGAAUACGUAAAUGACAGAAAUGGUGGAGGAUAUGGACAGCUUGGACGAUAAGCUAUUCAGUAAUGCAUUCAGGAGGAAUCCGUCCGCAGAAAAUGGCAAAAAAAGAAUUACAUUUGCAGACGAGGAUGACCCGCUGACUAGUUUGCUAGCCGAUAAGGAAGCUUUGCCGUCGAGCCAAAAGAAUUCAGCAGCGGCGAGAGAUAAGCGAAGUAUAAUAGACGAUUUGUUCAGUAAGAAAGCUUCCAACGAAUCGUUGUCAAGUUCAAAGCUGGACGAGAAGGAGAUUGGCUUGAUGUCUGCGUUAAGCGUCACGGGAUUUGAGAAGCCAAAAAAGUCGGACGAUAAGGCAAAGAAAUUGUCAUUGAUGCAGGAUUUGUUUGGGGAUACGUCGCAUACGUUGCCGUCAAAGGAAUUAGUUGACAAGAAACCUGCACAGCUGGAGCUGGAAGUUACACAGCACACGGCCGACGUUUCUAAGACGCAAUCACAACAUUCGACGUAUGCGCCAACGGCUCUUGGAACGAGAGAGUCUCGUAGAGGCAAGAGGACCUCGGAGAUCAUCAACGAUCCUCUAGGAUUAUUCUCCUUGAGCGCGACGUCAAGUCAAGCUGACCAGACUGUAAAUACGACAGAAAGGCGUACAGCGUCUGCAGACCUUGGUAGACAGAAAUCGGAAACUAAAGAAUAUCUACCAGACUGGUUGGAGCCUAAGAAAAUACAAGAAGAUAAAAGUAGCGAUUAUGUUCAGGAUAGAGUAACACCUACCGAAGAAUUGUUUAGCAGGCAUAAGAGAUCUAGCUCCGAUAAAAUUGUUCAAGGGCAGGUAGCAAACGUAUCACAAGAGGAUAAGACAAUGAUACCUAAAUCACUGCCACACGAGAAAGAAAAAUUGUCAAGAUUAUCGGACAAUCAAGAAGUAGAAAUCAAUGAGCACGAGAAACAGGAAAUUGAAGAAAAUUAUUCUAAGUCAUCCCACGCAAUGGCUGUUCCAAUUACUUCUGAUGUAAAUAUAAAUUCGGAAGAUGCGCGUAGUAGCUCAAUUCCCAAAAGCAUAGGCUAUGAAAAUGCAGUUCAUAAAUUAGAAUUAGAGAAGUCUCAUCUGUCGGUGACGUUACACAGCUUAAACGACAAAUAUGAAAACGAGAUAAUGAUUCUGGAUGAGUCGUAUAAACGACAAAUAGGAUUCUUGCAAGAGAGAACGGAUACAUUGGAAAAGAGAAUGCAGCAAGAACUCGAGUGUUUGGAGGCGGAUUAUGAAGCAAAGAUUGAAAAGCUGAAAAACGAGAAAGUACAAAUUGAGACAUUUUAUAAAGAAGAAUUACAGAAUUUAAAGAAAGAGCAUGCGCAAGUUAUAGAAGAAAUUUAUGAACGCCAUUCUCAAAAUAUAAAACUGCUACAGAAGGAGCAUUUUGAUACGAUAGAAAGUAUAUUAAAAAUGAGAGAGGUGGAGAAUUUAGCUAUGACAACCAUAGCGACCCACAAGACUGAUUUACAAAAUUUGUUACAAAAAGCUGAUUUUAUUAUAGAGAAUAUAAAAAAUGUGCACGAAAAGACUGAUCAAAGAGAUGACCAAAGUGUAAAGUUAAGGGAAUAUUAUUUGAAGAAUCAGGAGGAAGGCAUGCAAAUACAAAACGCGGAAAUGAAGAAGCAGCAGACAUUACUGGAGCAAGAACGUGAGAAGAUAAUGAAAGUAGCAGACAGAUUGGAUUCGCACGUGACGCAAUUGGUGCUCGAGUUAGAGAAAAAGAGCGCCAUGCUCAAUCAGGCAUUGGAAACGUUACAAAAGAGAGAGCAAUCUUUGUCGCAUGAAAAGGAAUUGUUUGAAGAAAAAGUGCAGUGGGAGCGUAAUCAUUUACAGGCUUUGAAAGAAUCUUGGUUUAACGAACAAGAGAAACAACUGAAGAUUUUAACGAAGGAGAAAGAAGUGAUCGCGGCUAAAAAGAAGCAAUAUGAAGUUUUGAGGAUAAUAAAAAGUAAUUCGGAUAAUGUUACGAAGAUAGAGUCGACAGCUGCUAUAAAAGCAGCACAAGAUGCCACUAUACUCGCGGAUCUGGAACGAUUAAAAUGGCAUGAAAGACUUAAACAUCUCGAGAGGCAGCAGCAGAUUUUAACGGAAAAGAAACGCUGGCUCUCAGCACGCGCCCAAGAUCUCGAGAGUUUUACAGAGAUAGCAUUUGCGAAAAAUGAAGAAGCCGAGAAGGCAUUGAGAGAGGCUCAUCACAUCGAAAAUGAGCAUAAAGUUAAAUUCAAUCCCCAUUAUGGCAAAUUUGAGGAGUUUAAUUUAGCAAGCGAAAAAUUGGCUUUGGAGAAACUGAAAAGAAGUACAAAUACCUCGUAUAGUUACAUAGACAAGCGACCAUCGUCUAGUCAGCAGCAUGCGUUUCAAGUCACUAGUCAUUUUACAGAAGUCGUUGAUCCUCAAUUAGUAAUGCUAAAGCUGAAUCUGGAUGACCAAUUGGAUAACAUUGAAUAUACAUGACUGCCACAAAACUUUGAUAAAAUAUUCAACAAAUAUGUAUUAUAUACUUUUCGCAUGAAAACUAUCUGUUUAAUAUUUUAUAUAUUCUGAGUAACACAGACAAUAAACGUUAGUACGCAUUUUAUUA
Wasmannia auropunctata (little fire ant) is the source of this 2808-nucleotide messenger RNA. It is a transcript of the gene twy, whose product is annotated as fas-binding factor 1 homolog. The record is from RefSeq and is a predicted model, not a curated record. Bases 213 to 2681 code for a protein of 822 amino acids. Gene Ontology annotation, biological process: cilium assembly; establishment of epithelial cell polarity. The transcript is spliced from 13 exons. NCBI's taxonomy places the organism in Eukaryota, Metazoa, Arthropoda, Insecta, Hymenoptera, Formicidae. Gene Ontology annotation, cellular component: centriole; ciliary basal body; ciliary transition fiber.